Molecule: messenger RNA, 1215 nt
Organism: Hordeum vulgare subsp. vulgare (domesticated barley)
Lineage: Eukaryota; Viridiplantae; Streptophyta; Magnoliopsida; Poales; Poaceae
Exons: 3
Coding region: 229-861 (210 amino acids)
Molecular function (GO): RNA binding
Source: RefSeq, a predicted model, not a curated record
CCUAACGUUCGCACCCCCAACCGUCCCGUUCCCGUACCACCAUUUCCUCUUCCUCGCCUGAGCUGCGAGCCUCCGUUCUGCCCAAGGCGGCCACCGCCGACGCUGCGUCGCCGCCAUCGCCGCUUCUCUCCCCCAACCCUCCACCCACGUCGCCGCCAUCCUUCCUCGCGGCGCCCCUGCCGUCUCCGCCCGAACGCAAUCUCCAGAUUUCGAGGGCUCGGCGCUCCCAUGGCGACACCCGAAGACCAUGCCGAGAGCAUGACGGGGGAGUACGCUGAGACGGAGUGUGCCGAUUUCGAGGCGAGGGUCAGGAGGACGAUAUACAUCGACCACCUCUCCCCUGUGGUCACCCGCCAGGUGAUCCGAGCAGCUCUCUCCCAGUGUGCGAACGUCGUCAGUGUGGAGUUCAUUGAGAACUACACAAUCCCGUACGACAUCCCCGCCGCCGCGCUGGUGGAGUUGGACGACGAGUCGCAGGCCAAGUCUGCCGUGGACUUGAUGCGAGAUUUCCCCUUCAUAAUCGGCGGAAUGCCCAGGCCUGUCCGAGCCAGCUACGCAAGGCCCGAAAUGUUUCCGGACCGUCCGAGCCCGCCUGGCUCCAAGAUGGAGUUCCUUUGGCUGAAACAAGGAGAUCCAGAGUAUGAUGGGAUGAACAAGCUGAAGAGCCUCGCAAAGAGGCAGGAAGCAGAGAACAUGGCGCUUAUCAAGAAUAUACUGGAGGAGGAGAAGGGGCUGGCGGCUCAGCAGCAGAUAAUGCUUGAUGCGAACUACUACAAGUACAACAUGCUUGAGAACAUCGUGCAGAACGGGACCAUCAAGAACCUUGCUGGCCAUUAUAGGGUCAACUUGUUCGACGGCUGAUCAUUUUCGACAGUCUAUGAAAUGGCUUCAGAGAUUGCAGUCCCCAGUGCAAGCUUGCUCCAUUCCACUCGUAAAAAUGUGUGAUAGUGACAACAAUCGACUAGUUUGAUGCAGCUGCGCACUACUUGUGGCCAGCUGCAUCUUCUGUGUAAAAGUGGGUACUUAGUGUGUCAGCUUAGAUUAUGACGUAAUCUUCGUAUGAUGUCAGUUUAACCUCGCAUCAAGAUGAUGCAAUGAUGCCUGAUAUUGUCUUGUGUAUUAUGUGGAACUCGCAUAUCAGGCGUGUUGUGCCAUGGUGUAGUCCUGUCUGCAGUUUUUUGGCUAGCUUGAGAUAUAUGCCGGUCCUGAUUCAAA